AUGAACCCGUUGAAGCUCAACACCACUUCGGUGUCAUUCGCCGUAACGCCAACCGUCGUAUCCACCCUCUUCUCACAUUAUCUCAACCGCAAGGUAUCGAAGCAGCGACCGGAUGCCCAUUUGUCCUACGACGAGGGCCUGCACCUCGUCCGAUCAUUCCUCGAAUUCGCUUCUCACCACACCGUCGAGGAACUGCAGGCGUUCACGGCUCAAUGGGUUCCUCAUCCACAAUGGGUCAAGGUCGAGGACGUUGCGAUCCCUGAGGCCCAGAUUGAGAGAUCCGCUGAACUGAUUGAGGGACAAUUGGGGCCCGCAGGCGUCCAGGCGGUGGGCGGUCGGAAAUGGUGGAAAUGGCGGAAGCCGCAGAGCCCGCUCAAGGCCGAGUGGGUCGAGAUGCGAGCCGACUACCACGAGCGGAAGAAGAACGGCGGCGCGACCAAGAGGGUGAUGCUCUACGUCCAUGGAGGAGCCUACUUCUUCGGCAGCGUUGACGAGCACCGAUACCAGAUGCAGCGGCAUGCUCGCAAGCUGAAGGCGAGAGUGUUCGCACCGCGUUAUCGACUGGCGCCGCAGUUCCCCUUUCCCUGCGGCUUACAGGACUGUUUGGCGGCCUACCUCUACCUACUUACCGUUCAGGAUCCCACCACUAUUGUGCUGGCUGGCGACUCAGCGGGUGGCGGUAUGGUCUUGUCCAUCUUGUGCAUCCUGAGAGAUCAGGGCAUCCCACUUCCGGCUGGAGCCGUCCUCAUCAGUCCGUGGGUUGAUCUCACCCACUCAUUCCCCAGUGUCUCUGGCGAUAAUGCGCUUGACUAUAUCCCGUCUUCUGGUUUCCAUCACAAGCCAUCCAGGGCUUGGCCGCCCCCGAACGAGGACGACAUGGAGAUGAUGAGAGAGCAGGCCAUCAAGGCACGAGCGGGCAAAGAGAAGAGUGCCACGAAACUCAAUACUCUUGAGAAGAAGCAGGCUCCACCGAUUGCUUUGAACGAGGAGGGUGGAGCCGUGGAGGGUAACCCCAACUCUUCGGAUAACGGAGAUCCUCGCAAGACCGCGUUGCAGAUAUCUGUGACUAUCAACGGCGAGCUCAUUACAGUCAAGGAUCAGAUUCAGCUUCAGUUGUACACGACGAAUGCUUUGCUAUCGCACCCGUUGGUCAGCCCUGUCAUGCAGCCAACCCUCGGUGGGCUCCCGCCGCUGCUGAUUAUGGUGGGAGGUGGUGAAGUUCUCCGCGACGAGCAGAUCUACCUUGCACACAAAUGCGCCAACCCGGCUAAAUAUCCGCCACCUGGUCUCGACAAAGCAGGCCUGGCACAGUUGCAGCAGUAUAAGCCCACGGAUGUACAGCUCCAGGUCUGGGACGACCUCUGUCACGUGGCCCCGACUCUCAGCUUCACGCGGCCCGCCAAGCACAUGUAUCGAGCGGCUGCGCAGUUUGGCGCCUGGGCCCUUGCGAGGGCACAACAGGCAGAGGUUGAGAUCUUGGAUGACGACGACAUUUCUGAGAUUUCAAGUUCGGCCUCUGAUUCCGAUAAUCCUCAUCAAGAACAGACAGAAACCCCAUCUCCUCCAGAAAAGGUCGGCAAGGCCGGUAUGCCACUACCGUCGUUCAAGAAGCAUAUGAUCCGACAGAGAAUUACCACUCACGGCGUUGUCCAUGAUCUUGCUCCUGAAUCGGAACUGCCAGGCUGUACCAUGAAGUUGGAAGAUGUUGGUCUUGUUAAGGAAACCCCGGUCAGGAGAUGGCUCAACACCAAGGCCCAGUUCGACAAGAAAUUUUCAAGCGCCAAGGCAAAAGUACACAAGUCUAUCAUCAAAGAUCUCGCAGAUGGCUAUAUAGACUUUGGUGACGGUGAGAAGCCACCACCAGCUGCCCUGGCAGGGCGAAGGAAAGCAUCGGAGGAGUUGAUCGACAGGAAGAAGACCAAGAGCAUUGGUUUAGCGUUGUGGUCACUUUGGGGCUCAAAGCACGACGAGACGACAAUGGGAAGAGAGAAGAAAGGGGGCUCUGAUGCAAAGACGAAUUUUUCACAGGUCUCGCCGAGAGGUGGCGAGGGAGCCAGGUCGUUCGAAGAUGUCGAGAACCAGGAGCCAGUACCGGUUGAGUCGCCCGGAACUACGAGACGGGUUGUCAUGGAUGAAAACCAGACAUUGCAAGCAUCCGACUCCCAAGUUGAAGAGUCUCUGACCACCGCGGCAGAAGAGACCCCGGUGGCUGCUCUCAUCGAGAUGAGAAAAGAGCAGGAAAAGCAGAACGAGGAGGCCGCUAGUGCCGCUGGUCACCAAGAUCCCGACUUUGUGGCUGGGACUGGCGUCGCCGGUAAGCGGCCUUUCCUCGAUGGCAUCGCCUUGCCCUUCAGUCUUGGCAAGAAAGACGCAGAGACGGCGAGCAUGAUGACGCUUAUGUCUGGAGGCGACAGUCGACCGAUCAGUCCCAUGCCGCCUAUGAGCCGAGCGGAGACUUCUGACCUCAAUGGGGCAUCCGCUUCCGAGGCCACAACGCAGGUCGCCGAGGCUGAGCACACCCGUCCCCAGCUCGACAACUUUGUCACGGCGGCAGAGGAUCUCCCUCUUGCAAAGGGCAAGGGAAAGGAGGUUGUUAAUGGGAACGUUGAGCAGACUGCGUAA
Molecule: messenger RNA, 2622 nt
Organism: Colletotrichum spaethianum
Lineage: Eukaryota; Fungi; Ascomycota; Sordariomycetes; Glomerellales; Glomerellaceae
Product: AB hydrolase superfamily protein
Exons: 3
Coding region: 1-2622 (873 amino acids)
Molecular function (GO): hydrolase activity
Source: RefSeq, a predicted model, not a curated record